AUGAGGGAGAAUCAGACAUGGGUCACGGAAUUUGUUCUAUUGGGAUUCCAGCUCAGCCCAGAGAUGCAGUUACUCCUCGUUGGGCUCGUCUCCCUGUGCUACGCCUUAACACUUCUGGGGAACGGGGCCAUCCUGGGGCUCAUCUGGCUCGAUUCUCGGCUGCACACCCCCAUGUACUUCUUCCUCUCACACCUGGCCAUUGUGGACUUAGCCUAUGCCUGCAACACGGUGCCCCAGAUGCUGUCGACCACACAAACAAUCUCCUUCAUCUCCUGCGUCUUGCAGACCUUUCUCUACAUGGCUCUGGGUAAUGCUGAGUGCCUCCUCUUGCUCAUAAUGUCUUAUGACCGCUACGUGGCCAUCUGCCACCCCCUGCACUACUCGGUCAUGAUGAACUGGAGAGUGUGCGCUGUUCUGGCUGCCUUCUCCUGGGUAUUCGCUUCCCUCCUGUCUCUCGUCCACGUGGUUCUCCUCCUCAGGCUGCCCUUCUGUGGGCCUCACGAAGUCAACCAUUUCUUCUGUGAAAUGCUGGCUGUCCUCAAGCUGGCCUGUGUGGACACCUGGCUCAACUUAGUUGUCAUCUUUGCAGUUUGUGUCUUCAUCAUGGUGGGGCCGCUCAGCCUGGUGCUGGUGUCCUACACGCGCAUCCUCAUGGCCAUCUUCAGGAUCCAGUCCGGGGAGGGCCGCAGAAAGGCCUUCUCCACCUGCUCCUCCCACCUCUGCGUGGUCGGGCUCUUCUUCGGCAGCGCCAUAGUCAUGUACGUGGCCCCCAAGUCCCGCCACCCCGAGGAGCAGCAGAAGAUCCUUUCUCUGUAUUACAGCCUCUUCAAUCCGGUGCUCAAUCCGCUCAUCUACAGCCUGAGGAAUGCAGAGGUGAAGGGGGCUCUCAAGAGAGUGCUGUGGAAACAGAGAUUGAUCUGA
Messenger RNA from Sorex araneus (European shrew), 921 nucleotides. Its product is annotated as olfactory receptor 2A5-like. Gene Ontology annotation, cellular component: membrane. The record is from RefSeq and is a predicted model, not a curated record. Gene Ontology annotation, molecular function: olfactory receptor activity; G protein-coupled receptor activity. The coding region runs from base 1 to 921 and encodes 306 amino acids. NCBI's taxonomy places the organism in Eukaryota, Metazoa, Chordata, Mammalia, Eulipotyphla, Soricidae. Gene Ontology annotation, biological process: G protein-coupled receptor signaling pathway. The transcript has a single exon.